This is a messenger RNA of Amoebophrya sp. A120, 974 nucleotides long. The record is from the annotation of a GenBank genome assembly. Lineage: Eukaryota; Dinophyceae; Syndiniales; Amoebophryaceae.
AUGCAGUUCUUGCAUCACAGAUUUCUAGACUCUAUUGGAACGCUUGAGAUUGCAACUACAGCUGAGCAGACUAUACGCGAAGGUGAUGUUUUUUCGGAAGUACUAGAUGACAUUUGGAAUACCAUUCCGGCUGCACGGGUAGUAGUAGAUAAUUCUCGAACUACGGGUAAUAGUAGUACUGUGGAGGUACUAUUAGCCACGCCGCCGUCGCAAGGAGCUCCUGCCACUUCUGGUGGAAAAAGUCUAAGUGAAGCGCUUACCGCUUACCCCUUCGUGCGUGAGGUUUGGCGGGAAAUCAAGAAAAGAAGUGGUGGUAGUACAGCCAGCAACUAUGCAUCGUUUUGUAAAAGUCUUGUGUCGCACUAGCUGCAGUAGGACAGAUUGCAUCACAAAUUUUAUCAAAUGAAAAACUGGAAGUUGCCAUGCAGAUUCACCUCACAGAAUCAGGAGGAAGUGAAAGUACUAGAAGUAGAUUCAUCUGUCGUCGAUGCAUAACUGCAAUUUCGUUAUUUCAUUUAGUCCGACCAUGACACGUUAAGGUUUGCAAUGCAUAGCGACAACUCGUCAACGUCAACGAAUGAUCCCGGCGCUACAGCGACCUGCAUCCCAGUGACUGGCAACUACGACCGGGCAUGUGCGUUGGAGCCUGUGCUGAUUCGCCGGAAUUACGAAAUUUUUGCCUCCAGUGGUGACGAGGCUUUUUCUACUUCGGGAGACGAGGCGCUGUUGACCUCCUCCGCUGCCCGGGCAGCCAGCGGACGCGCGGCGCGACAUUCUUUAUUUCAAGAUGCCGUUCCGUUUGUUCUGAUUUUUCUGGCGCUAUCAAUAUUUAUUCCCUCGCAGGAGCCUGUGAAAAUCGCAGAAAAUAAGAUUAAGCAGCCUCAAGGAUCAUGAGAAGUUUGUACACAUACUCAAGGGCAAAGAGGAAGGUGAAAAUAUUUAUCAACACACUCAUAUACGUUUUUCUUCACAAU